AGGAUGACGAUUUUUUUUUAAAUAAUCAUUUUUUUCAAAAAUAAUUUAAAAAUAAUCACAAUUUCAAAAUAUUUAUUAAUAUAAUAAUUUUUCAAAAUAAAAAUGAAUUCAGACGUCAUUGUAAUUGUCGCAUGCAUGGAAAAUGUAAAAGCAUGCGCCAAUUGCAAAAUAUAGGAGCAUGCGUCAAUUGACGCAUGAAUGUAUAGGAGCAUGCGCCACUGCAAUUGGCGUAUGCAAGUGGUUAUUAUUUAUUUUUUUACAUGCAUACGUCAAUUGCAGUGACACAUGCUCUUAAAUUUUACAUGCAUGCAUCAAUUGCAGGGACACAUGCUCCUACAUUUUACAUACAUACGUAAAUUGGAGUGAUGCAUGCUCUUACAUUUUACAUGAAUGCGCCACUGCAUGCUCUUACAAUCAUGGUUAGUUUGAUAAAUAAAUUAAAGAUAUGAUUAUUUGAUAUAGAAUUUAAAAAAGUUGAUUAUUUUAAAAAGAUAAAUCUGAGAAUGGCGCUUCUCACUAUUUUCUUUCCAUAAUUUUUUUAAUAAGAAAACACAAAUAAGUUAAAAAUAGAAGUGUUUAAAUAUUAAAUAAAAAUAUCAAAUUAACAAAAUAAGUAUUACUAUUUCAUUGUGCAAACUUGUCUAAAAAAAGUUGAGAUUAUUAGUGCUAGUAAUCAACUAGAAAUAGCAUGUGAAACAAGGAUCUCAACAUCCAAUGGUAAGUUUGUCUCUCGCUUGCAUUCUUCUCCUUCAUUGGAAUCACCUCCAUUUCCAACAUUAAUUUCGAUAUUCAUUUCCUCACUUUUGUUAUUUAUAAAUCGAAUGCAUCUCCAAUUUUACGUGCAUGCAUGUGUAAGAUCACAGAAAACUUGAACAAUGAGGAAAUCCGGUGGUAGAAGUAAAAAAGAUAAAGUUGGAACCCCGAGUUCCGAUUCGCAACCGAAUUCUCCAUCGUCACCAAACACCGCAUUCAAGCCACGCCCAGGAUCACAUAAGCCUGAACAGAUUUCACCUCACAAGCCCAAGCCUGAACAGGUUUCACCUCUCAAGCCCAAGCAUGAACAAAUUUCACCUCUCAAGCCCAAGCCUGAACAGGUUUCACCACACAAGCCCAAGCAUGAACAGGUUUCACCUCUCAAGCCCAAGCCUGAACAGGUUUCACCAUACAAGCCCAAGCAUGAACAGGUUUCACCACACAAGCCCAAGCCUGAACAGAUUUCACCUCUCAAGCCCAAGCCUGGACAGAUUUCAUCUCUCAAGCCUGAGCCCAAGCCUGAGCCUGAUUCCUCAAACGAACAUGUUACGAUUGCGUCGAGACAGUUGAAGCUUGUUUACGAACAUGACAUAAGGUUAGGCGAAAUGCCAAUAAAUUGCAGCUUCAGAUUAUUAAGAGAUUUAGUGAAGAAGAAAUUUCCAAUGUCGAAUUCAGUUUUGAUAAAGUACAGAGAUGAUGACGGUGAUUUGGUUACUAUAACCUCCACAGAAGAACUCAGAUUCGCAGAAUCUACCGUCGAUAAAGCCUAUUCAAUUGGAACUCUGAAACUAAAUAUCAUCGAAGUUAGUCCCGAAAUGGAACCACGUUUGUUAGAUGAAAGAGAAGAAAAAGAAAAACCUCUAGAUUGUGUUUUGGAUGAAAAAAAUGGCACAACUGAAAGCAAGAAAGUCGUAGAGAAUGUAGAGGUUGAUGAUUGGCUAUACGAAUUCGCUCAGUUAUUUAGGUCGUAUGUUGGUAUCAAUGAAGCUAUUGAUUUCCACGAGUUAGGGACGGAGUUUUGUUCAGAGGCACUUGAAGAUAUAGUGACCUGUGAUGAAGCUCAAGAUUUGUUUUACAAAGCUGAAUUUAAGUUUCAAGAGGUUGCUGCAUUGGCGUUUUUCAAUUGGGGAAAUGUCGACAUGUGUGCUGCUAGAAAGUUUGUUAAACUAGAUGAGAAUGAGAAUGAGGUUCUGGUAAUGAAAGAAUCAGAGUUUGAUUUCGUCAAGGAAAAGUACUAUUUAGCGCGAGAAAAGUACGAAAGAGCGGUGGUGAUUAAACCUGAUUUUUACGAAGGAUUAUUGGCUAUUGGACAGCAACAAUUUGAACUGGCUAAGCUUCAUUGGUCAUUUGGUCUGGUGAAUAAGAUGGAUUUAGGUAAAGAGACGCUGCGGCUUUUUGAUGUCGCCGAGGAGAAGAUGAUGGCUGCGAGCGAUAUGUGGGAGAGGUUGGAAGAAGGGAAACUUGGUGUGCAAGGAAGUGUUGGUAUGAGAUCACAGAUUAAUCUUUUUUGGGGGAACAUGUUGUUUGAAAGGUCUCAAGUGGAGUUCAAAUUGGGAAUGAGGGAUUGGAAGAGAAAACUGAAUGCUUCCGUUGAGCGGUUUAAGAUUGCGGGAGCUUCUGCCGAUGAUGUUUCGACGAUUUUGAAGAAGCAUUAUUCCAAUGCAAGGGACGGAGAAGUGAAGGGAUCGCCAAGAACACAGAAUGUAAUCAAAAUGAUGAAAUAGAGACGGAUAAUCGAGGUUGAACUUGAAGCUUUUCGACAAAUUUUCUCGGUAAUAUAAGGAGAUUAUUUCUGAUAAUUAUAUUCUGCAGUAGAGUUUGCAAUAAUCAUUUUUACACCACAAAUAUUAGUCUAUUGUUCAUGUUCUCUUUCUAUAUCAUAUGAAUGUGUUGUUACAAUGUGUUAAUUCCAUGCUAUCU
Molecule: messenger RNA, 2673 nt
Organism: Lathyrus oleraceus (garden pea)
Lineage: Eukaryota; Viridiplantae; Streptophyta; Magnoliopsida; Fabales; Fabaceae
Product: protein CLMP1
Exons: 1
Coding region: 876-2477 (533 amino acids)
Molecular function (GO): protein binding
Source: RefSeq, a predicted model, not a curated record